Notothenia coriiceps (black rockcod) is the source of this 1840-nucleotide messenger RNA. It is a transcript of the gene anapc5, whose product is annotated as anaphase promoting complex subunit 5. Lineage: Eukaryota; Metazoa; Chordata; Actinopteri; Perciformes; Nototheniidae. Gene Ontology annotation, biological process: positive regulation of mitotic metaphase/anaphase transition; protein K11-linked ubiquitination; anaphase-promoting complex-dependent catabolic process. The transcript is spliced from 12 exons. The annotation marks the transcript as partial. The record is from RefSeq and is a predicted model, not a curated record. Gene Ontology annotation, cellular component: anaphase-promoting complex.
GAAAGCAAAGAGGCAACUUUUGUCAACAUGUUUUAAAUAAAACGACGUACCUGAGUCAGUAAAAUGCCAUAUCUUCCAAAUUAGAUAAUACUAAUGUUGAUACAUUAUUGCCUUCUUGAGACUUUUAAUCUGAAGGUAAACAAACUUGAGAUGCUAGCUUACUGUUAGCUAGCUGCUUCUCUCUGUGUAGCUUCUUGGACUAUUCUUUCCGCUAAAUGUUGACCCACUGUGCCACAAAAUAAGGUUAUUUCUUGACAGCAGCUUAACGCGACCUGGCAACAUGGCGAGCGUGCAUGAGAGUUUGUAUUUCAACCCUAUGAUGACGAACGGAGUGGUCCACGCUAACGUGUUUGGGAUCAAAGACUGGGUGACUCCGUAUAAAAUAUCCGUCCUGGCGCUGCUGUACGACAUGACUGCAUCUAAAACCACUCUGCCCGAGAGAAGGAGGCUUAACAAACUCAUCCUACCCUUGCAGCAGGGUCCAGACCUGACUCUUGUCCAAUUCCUGAAGACUGUGGAGGAGUGUUGCCCUCAGAGUGCUUAUGCUGUCAAACAAAGGCUGCAGGAAAUGGCAGAUGGAGAGCUGAAAGACAUGGAGUACUUCUUUUCCACUCUUCCCACCCCAUUCACUGCUUUUGAUUCUGAGGCUUAUAAAACCAGUGUUGUAGGUCUUUUUAUGAGACACAUGCUUCUGGCCUACAACAAGCUGUCUUUCAGUCAGGUCUACAAGCUGUACAAGUCCCUGCAGCUCUACUACCACAGUCACUAUGCCAAGCCUGGUGACGGGCGGGUCAGUUUGCCUGCGCUGGUCGCUGACGACUCCGACAUGGACCUCACCAGCACUGAGGAUACUGUGGGAGACCGGAUAGACAGAGAGGAGCUGGACACCACACUGCUUGAGUCAGAGCUUCGGAAUGACAAUACUCCAAGCAGUGGCCCUCUGUCACAGAAACAAGCUGAGUACUUUCUUGCAAGACAGGCUUACCUUCUGAAGAACGAUGAGAACAAAGCUCUAAAGCCUGCUGCGCUGCAGGAAGAGCUCAACAACAUGCUGAAGUUUAACCCGGACUUUGCUGAGGCUCAUUAUUUAAACUACCUGAACAGCAUGAGAGUCCAGGACAUCUUCCUCUCCGCCCACGGUCUCUUACAUUAUUUUGACCGCCUCAUCCUGUCUGGUAAUGAAGGAAAGAGCAACGGGGACGAGGGCUACGGCCGAAGUCUCCGCUACGCAGCUCUCAACCUGGCUAGCCUGCACUGUCGCUUCGGCCACUAUCAGCAGGCUGAUCUGGCUCUACAGGAAGCCGUCCGUAUUGCCCAGGAGUCCAACGAUCACGUGUGCUUGCAGCACUGUCUGAGUUGGCUGUACACCCUGGAGCAGAUGAAGGGAUCUGACAGCACGGUGCUGACUGAGGACUCCGUGAAAAUGGCUGCCCAUUUCUGCCUACCAUACCUGGCCUCUCUGGGCAUUCAGUCUCUGGUCCAGCAGGGGGCGACGCAGGGGAAGACAGCCCACAAACUGAUGGACGCUCUGAAGGACACUGACAUCCUGCACUGGAAGCACAGCCUGUCGGAGCUGAUCGAGAUCAGCCUGGCCCAGACUACGUCAAUAUGGAGGAUGUACGGCAAGAGCACCAUGGCUCUGCAGCAGGCCCAGCUGCUUCUCAACAUGAGCAGUCUGGAGCAAGUCAACUUCGGGGUCCAGCAGAACAACACGGAGGCGUUCGCUGUGGCUCUGUGCCACCUGGCCGAGCUGCACGCUGAGCAGGGCCUGUACUCUGCUGUUUCAGACAUUCUCCAGCAUCUGAAAGAACAGUUUCCUCCUCACUCCCAGCAUGCAAAG